This is a messenger RNA of Sitodiplosis mosellana (orange wheat blossom midge), 740 nucleotides long. RefSeq lists its product as uncharacterized. Lineage: Eukaryota; Metazoa; Arthropoda; Insecta; Diptera; Cecidomyiidae. The transcript is spliced from 2 exons. Bases 114 to 740 code for a protein of 208 amino acids. The record is from RefSeq and is a predicted model, not a curated record.
UCUUCAUUCCAAAUCGUCUUCAUUCUCCAGACUCCGUUGUGUAUUUUGUAUUCAAUGUGGCCGGUAUUAGUUUGAUUUGGUUUUAUCAACGGAAUAAAAAUUAUUGCCAGAAAAUGGGUGUUUUGAAAUCUAUUCUGUUAAUUGUGUAUCUCAUUCCAAUCGGAUCGAUGGCACAAUUUCGCAUCGUUGGUCUAUUGAAUGUGGAGGAUUCAAAACCAAAUGGAAAUAGUGUUUCAACGUAUCAAUCGAAUGCUCAAGGUCGAGGAUUCAGUAUCGAUGAAGGCCUGAAAAAGUUUUUAAUUCGCCCGAAAAACAUCAUUCGAGUUCACCUUAUUGACGAUGUCCAGCCGAGUGAUCUAAUUCCCGAAACGGAUAACAUUCUCAUGAUUCGACGACAAAAGCCAAAAGUUAAACCACCGAUUGGCUCUGUUCACAGUGCAAGCAAUGUAAUUACGAAAAUUCCGUCGAAGUCAGAAAAAUUAUUCUACCGAACAAAGCGGCCACAGCAACGGCCAGCAUUUCAACUCACCAACAAAUAUCAGCACAAAUUCAACAGUGUAAUUCCGGAAUCAGCGAAUCGGUCACCAGUUCAUAGCCCAGUUCAAUCAACGAAACGUCACAAAGCAAUUAAGCGCAAUAAUUAUAAAUCGCGAUGCCGUUGCGAACGCAUCUCAAACUGUCCACGUAUCCAAAUUUCGGUGACACGAUGUGAACCAAACUAUUUUCUCUGUUGUUUUUAA